AACACGGAAGCCUUACGUUAACACAGAAGCAAACCAAAACACACGGGAGAAUUUUGGCCGAGUUGAGUUCCAGAAAAAGUGAAACAAUGAGCUUAUGAAAACAAAACAGCGAAGUGUGGAAGGAAACAAAAUCGACAAUGAUGCCAAUUGCAGAUAAUCAAAUGCCACAACCAGAACAACAUCAAGUGGACUACAAACAAAAAUACAAGGCUUUGAAGAAAAAACUUAAGUUUCUUGUUUAUGAACAAGAAUGCUUUCUUGAGGAGCUGAGAAAAGCUCAGAGAAAAUUAUUGAAGAUAUCUAGAGAUAGAAGUUUUCUGUUGGACCGACUCAUACAGCAUGAGAAAAUAGAUGAAUCUUCAGGGGACUCCGACGCAACAGCCUCAAGUGAUAGUGAGGUUGAAAGUCAAAGUUCAAGAAAAAGGAAAGCUGGCCUGAGUCCAGGUCAGGGUGCCCAGUAUAGUGGGGACCCUGCAGCAAUAUUAGGGAGCCAUGGGACACCAGGAACUCCUUCUGGGGCGUCUAGUCUGUUGAUGGCAGCAGAGCCAGCCAAGAAGAAGUCUAAAUCAAGCGCAAAGAAAGGAGUGCUGUCUAAAGGAGGUAAGGUACCUCAAGGUAAGGAGAAAGUAGCAAGUCACAUGACCAGAGAAGAGCUUGAGCGUCACCUAGAAUCACGACAGAAUGUGUUUGGUAUAGAAAAAGCCCCCAUGAUGUUGCCAAUGGAAAUCUUCAGUAAUGACAACUCAAAUCCAGACAGUGAAUCAGCACUGGAAAACCUGAAAGAAGAAGAUGAUUGUGAUUUAAUUGUGGAUUCCGGACAGUGAAUAUUAAGUAGUGAUUUACAAAGUGAACACGUCACUGUGACAAUAUCAUCAUAUGGAUUGAAAAGUGGUCAGACUUUAGAAUCUCACGGAGAAUCACUGGAGCCAAGUGAAUAAAGAUUCAUAAAUGACAUGUAUUCUAUAAAACAAGUUGACCUAUCUUAAUACUAGUUUGGUUUCAUCAUUUGAUGCCACUGUUACAUCUGUCUGAAGAUCAGGGUCUUUGAUGUCGUAUUGGAGAAAGUGAUGCGAGAUUGGCUGUGUGUACUAGUAUUGUUUACUUAUAAAUAUGCAUUUAAUUUGUGCUGUGUGAUAAAUGGAAUAGUAAAAUUGCAAUAUGCCGUUUGGCUGCGAGUAUAUAUAGAAAAUGUUUUUUUCUUCUUAAUUUCAUUCUCAUGGAUGGCAUACAGCCUUGACUCUAGUACAUCUUGUAUAUGCUUUCCUUGAAAGAAAAUCAUGCAUUUAGCAUUUGACAAAUUGCAUAAUGUUGUAAAAAGUGUUCAGAAGAAAUUGUCUAGUUUUGAUGGAUUGUACGAGGUAAUGUAACUGCGAAUUAAUUUUUUUCAUCAGUCAUUUAUAUUCAUUUUGUAAUUGUCUUGAACUUUCAUGUAUAAAGGUUCUGAUAAAUACAUGUAGGUACCGGGUAUUGUUCUCAACUCUCAGAAAUAUUAUCUCAUGAAUUAUUUAAAAAGGAAUUACAGCAAAUAUCAUCAAUGGUUACAUAAAGUAACUAAUAUUCCAAUGUUUUACAUGGAGUGUGUAAGUGGUGUGUUGAUUGAAAGGUUGAUGUACUGUACAACAGAUCGUUGUAGGUAUGAUGUGCCCAGUGUUGUGUAUGUACUGUAAGGCAUGUUAUAACAACUGGUGUAACAAUAUAAGCGAAUCAGUAGUAAAAUAUAUUGAUGAAAAUUAC
Messenger RNA from Pecten maximus, 1734 nucleotides. Its product is annotated as INO80 complex subunit E-like. Gene Ontology annotation, cellular component: Ino80 complex; nucleus. The transcript has 8 exons. The record is from RefSeq and is a predicted model, not a curated record. Gene Ontology annotation, biological process: chromatin remodeling. Bases 138 to 824 code for a protein of 228 amino acids. NCBI's taxonomy places the organism in Eukaryota, Metazoa, Mollusca, Bivalvia, Pectinida, Pectinidae.